This is a messenger RNA of Astyanax mexicanus (Mexican tetra), 2343 nucleotides long. It is a transcript of the gene scg3, whose product is annotated as secretogranin III. The record is from RefSeq and is a predicted model, not a curated record. Gene Ontology annotation, biological process: protein localization to secretory granule. The transcript has 12 exons. Lineage: Eukaryota; Metazoa; Chordata; Actinopteri; Characiformes; Acestrorhamphidae. Bases 135 to 1571 code for a protein of 478 amino acids. Gene Ontology annotation, cellular component: secretory granule membrane.
GCAGGCGCGAUAACUGCAGCCUGGUUUCAGCACCACGAGACACCGAACAGCUCCGCGCGCGCCUGCUACACACACUUUACGCAUACACACAAUCACACACACAAUCACACACACACACACACACGCGCGGUGAGAUGUCUGUGUUUCUGUCGGUCAUGAGGACGCUCGCGCUGCUCUUUCUGCUGCACAUCGUGGCCUCAACAGCGUUUCCCACCACACCUGCAGGAAAGACAGAGUCCAGCAGGCAACUGACAGAGGAGAGGCCGCUUGAACAGCAGAUUGCAGAGGCUGACAGCAUCAGCAAGACAGAACCCAAACCCACGCAGCUGUCUGAGGAGGAGUCAGACUCGAUUAAUGAUGACAUCACCCUGUUGAAGUCUCUGGCUGAAAAAUCAAAGCAGUCGAACAACGAAACGCCGAAAUCAGACUCAAGCGAGCGUGUUGUGCCUGACGAAGGCGAUUCCACCAAGAACAGAAGAGUAGCGGACGACUACGACUCCACCAAGAAUGGCAUGGACUACAAAUACCAAGACGAUCCAGAGAGCUUUCGUCAGCUGGACGGAACCCCGCUGACAGCCGAGGACAUCGUCCAGAAAAUUGCCAACAAGAUCUACGAAGAGGACGACAGAGGAGUGUUCGACAGAAUCGUCUCCAAACUGCUGAAACUGGGACUGAUAACUGAGAGUCAAGCAGACACACUGGAGUAUGAAGUUGCUGAAGCCCUGCAGGAACUGAUCACCAAAAACGCCAAGGAAAACGAAAUCGAGGAUCUGGGCACCAGGACCGCUGACACAGAGGAGACCCCAGAAGACAAUGAGGACGAGGAGGAGAGGCCCAAUCAGCAGUUUGAUGAGGAUGAGGAAGCUGGUGAUGAUGUAGCCGCUGAUGAAGAGCAGGAUGAAGAAAGCAGAGAUGUUGAUGAUGCAGCGGUGGAGUCGUGGGAUGGAGCGAGUGAAGGAAACGACAGAAACGAGCUGAGUCCAGAAGACGGCCUGCAGGACCUGCAGUACUUCCCCAACUUCUACAGACUGCUGAAGAGCCUGGACUCAGAGCAAGAUGCUGAGGAGAGAGAGACUCUGAUCACCAUCAUGAAAACACUCAUUGACUUUGUCAAGAUGAUGGUCAAAUACGGCACCAUCACACCUGAGGAGGGCGUGUCCUACCUGGAAAACCUGGAUGCCAUGAUCGCCAUGCAGACCAAGAACAAGCUGGGAAAAGCCCUGGGCCCCAUCCAGAUCACGCCCCCUAUAGGAAAAGCAGCAGAUGAGGAUGACAACACAAAAGAGGAGGCUGCCAAGAUGCAGAGGGAAUAUGAGUCCCUGAAAGACUCAACCAAGGACGAGCAGACAGCUGCUGAGAACAGCCAUGCUGGAAAGUCAGAGACGUAUCUGGAGGCAAUCAGGAAGAACAUUGAGUGGCUCAAAACACACAACAAGGAGGGCAACAAAGAGGAUUAUGACCUUUCCAAGCUGAGAGACUUCAUGGACCAGCAGGUGGACGCCUACAUCAGUAAGGGAAUUCUGGAGAAGGAUGAAGGGGAGGUCAUCAAGAGGAUCUAUGGAAGCCUGUAGACUAACUAUGAUAGUAAUCCAUUUAUAUUAGUACUUCAGUCUGAGUAUGUACUCAGAAACACAGUAAUGUAUUAAUUAACUCCCACAGUAAGAUAUAGUACCCCGAAUGGACUAAAUGCUGCAAUAAGCGAGGGUAUUACUGAAGAUAUAUGUUGCAAAAGGCAAUACACACUGUCAGAUAUAAAAGAAAGUCUAUUAGCAAUAGAUUAUUAGGCCUGCUAUUAGGAGAUACGCGUAAGAUACAAUAAUCUAAAAUGUAAAAUAUUCAUAUCGGAAUCCUCUAAUACAUGAAGAGAGUUUUAGUACCUACAGGUUUUAAAUGCAGUGAAUUAGACCAGACUUUAGGUUUGCAGAUUGACUUUAGAGGACACACUGUAGAUUUUGCAUUGUUUUCCAAUUUUGCAUCCACAUUGUGUGUGUGUAUUUGUGUGUAUGGCAGCAUAAUCACUGUAUGUACUCUGUCCUUGCAUUUUAUCUUGAUUUAUAUGAUUUCAGUAAAUGCUACAAAUUAAAGCUGGUAUUAUGAGAUUUUCAGGCAAUCAGAAACAGUGAAUCUUCUUACUUUUUGUCCUGUCAGUGAGCUGUUGCUGUGUUUUUUUUCUGGCCCAUAGGAGGCACCAUCUCUGUCUUUCUUUCAUGUUUUGGUUCUGUCCCUUCGUUUGCAGAUUAUCUAACCUGUGCUCAGUCAUAGUCAAACUCAAUCAAGUAUUUUUAAAUGUAAAUAUUGCGACUUUUCCAAAAAGCGAUUAAACAUUGCCUUUCUUUAACUGUG